ACGUCAGCGCCGUGCGCCGCGCCGGCCGUUGCUUUACGGUUGCUGGGAGAAGGUGGAAGGGGGAGCGUGUUGGGGGUCGAGACCAUGCCUGACGCUGGGGAGUCCCGCGGGCAGCAGAGACCUCCGGGGUCGGGAUGAAAGAAACAGAGCAGAUGCAAAAUCUGGAGAGCGCGGGGGCUGGGCGGUCAGUGAGCACGCAGACUGGCAGUAUGACGGGUCAAAUACCAAGACUUUCUAAAGUUAACCUUUUCACUCUGCUCAGUCUCUGGAUGGAACUCUUCCCAUCUAUGGAGAAAAAGCAAAAAUUACAGAGAAUGGAAGAGGAGAAACGUGGACCCUUGGGAGAUAAUACAGAUGUGGCCAGAGUACCUAUUGACAAAAAACAGGUGAAGAAAACUGGUCUUGUGGUGGUGAAAAACAUGAAAAUUGUUGGUCUCCAUUGUUCUAGUGAAGAUUUACAUGCUGGGCAAAUUGCUCUUAUUAGACAUGGGUCAAAGAUGAAAAACUGUGAUCUUUAUUUUUCCAGAAAGCCAUGUUCAGCUUGUUUGAAAAUGAUUGUAAAUGCUGGAGUGAACCGAAUUUCCUACUGGCCUGCUGAUCCAGAAAUAAGCUUGCUUACGGAAGCUUCCAAUCCAAUGAGUACUGGAGAUGCAAAACUAGAUGCCAAAGCAGUGGAAAGACUGAAGUCAAACAGUCGGGCCCAUGUGUGUGUCUUGCUUCAACCUUUGGUGUGUUAUAUGGUGCAGUUUGUAGAGGAAACCUCCUACAAAUGUGAUUUUAUUCAAAGAAUUGCAAAAACACAGCCUGGCUUUAACUCUGACUUUUAUUUUGAAUGUAAACAAGAAAGAAUAAAGGAAUAUGAAAUGUUAUUUCUGGUUUCAAAUGAAGAAAUGCAUAAGCAAAUAUUGAUGACUAUAGGCUUGGAGAACCUGUGUGAAAAUCCAUACUUUAGCAAUCUAAGGCAAAACAUGAAAGACCUUAUUCUACUUUUGGCCACAGUAGCUUCCAGUGUGCCCAACUUUAAACACUUCGGAUUUUAUUGUAGCAAUCCAGAGCAGAUUAAUGAAAUUCACAAUCAAAGCUUACCACAAGAAAUUGCAAGGCACUGCAUGGUACAGGCCAGGUUAUUGGCCUACCGGACCGAGGAUCACAAAACAGGAGUUGGAGCUGUGAUUUGGGCAGAAGGGAAAUCUAAAACCUGUGAUGGAACAGGGGCCAUGUAUUUCAUAGGAUGUGGUUAUAAUGCCUUUCCUGUUGGAUCUGAAUAUGCUGAUUUCCCACACAUGGAUGAUAAACAGAAAGAUCGAGAGAUAAGAAAGUUCAGAUACAUUAUCCAUGCUGAACAGAAUGCCUUGACAUUUAGGUGUCAAGAAAUAAAGCCAGAAGAAAGAAGUAUGAUUUUUGUGACUAAGUGCCCAUGUGAUGAGUGUGUACCUUUAAUUAAAGGUGCAGGCAUUAAACAAAUCUAUGCUGGAGAUGUAGAUGUUGGAAAAAAGAAGGCAGACAUCUCUUACAUGAGGUUUGGGGAACUUGAGGGUGUUAGCAAAUUUACAUGGCAACUGAAUCCAACAGAAGCUCAUAUUCUGGGACUAAAUGAGUCUGAAACGAUAGAGAAUGGUAUCUUGAGACCUAAGUUAAUGGAGGAAGAACGUCACCAAAACAAGAAGUUGUGUCUUGGAAACCACUAAAUGAAAAGAAAGUCCUGUCUGAAUCAGAGAGGAAGCCAAGAGGAUUUUUACUGCACUUUUAAAAUUCAUCCUUGUUGCCUCUGCAAAUUAGGAUGGAGUUUAGGAAAUAAUUGACAAGUAUUUUUAAGAAAGUUAAUUUAUUACUGAAAUGUGAAUAAUGUUAAUGAGAAUAUUUUCAUUUUAGAUUUCCUUGUGUGUUUUCUAGGGUACAUUUUUUUUUUAUUACACUAAAUGAGGUAUCAACAAUGAAUAAGACUUGGUUGGCUGAUUUCUGUUGAUCUAGAGUUUAGAUCAGUUUUUUAUCCUGGGAAAGUAUUCAUUCAGACCAUGAGAUUGUUGAGUAGUUAGCUGCCAUAAAGAAAUGACUGGCAACCUCAUGAUCUGGAAAAGUCAGUGCACUCCCUAAAGACCAGGGUUUAUUAAUCACUAGUAUCUGCUCUAUUUCAAUUGAUUCUUAGAAAAGUAAGGUAAUUUCUGAUAGACCAUGAUCUCCAUUUUGAAAGCUAGUUUCUAAAAUGAUCAUUAAUCCCAAAUCCUUUGAUAAAAUACAAGUCAAAUUGAAUUAUCACUGAAUUAUGGUGGCAGCAGGAAGAAAAUAUUCUGUGAUGACAUUCUUGUUCAUUGGCAUUAUCUCUUAAAAAGACACCCAAAUUGAAAAUAUUCCUUAAAUUGGAGGAUAAUUUUAACAAUAAAAUAUUUUAGUGUGGUAAAUUCUGAUGCGCACUUUAGAAUUACUUUCCUGUUCUUUAUUGUUCCUUAUAAGUGUUGUUGAAAAUCUCAUUGCUUUAAAGUGAAAAAAUGAAGAAAUUGGAAGAAAAAAAAACACUCACUGCCUUGAAAAUGCUAGAACACUCUUAAAAGCAAACACUAAAUGGAGUUGUAAGUUCCAUUUCUAACUGCUCUUUAUUUGUGGGAGAAUUCCUAGAAAAUUUCCUUUUGGGAUAGAGAAUCAGUAGUCCUAACCCAAACAUGAAUUAUAGUGGGAUGGACUGGUCUCUUUUCUGCAUUUUUCUAAGGGUGAGGAGGGACAUCCAUUGGCUGUUUUAAAAGCUGUCUUGUGCCCUCCCAAGUUGCUCCUCUUACUUUCUUUUCCUUUCCUUACAUAGUAGCAUAUAACUUUAAGGGGCCUGCCCUUCCACAUGCCCACUUUUCAGCUAAUCUCUGCUAAUAUAUUACAUAUAUUCAGAAUAAUAUAUUCAGGCAAAUACAGAGAUGAAGAAGAAAGGGGAUGUUGGGGAGGAAACAAAGCAUACGCACACAAAACAACAUUAAACCAGUUAUCCAGACAACCUUUCAAGAGGAACUUUAAAAACAAACAAACACCUAAGCUCCUUUCUGAGCAAGAUUCAUACAUACCAAAUGUUGAAUGUAUACAAAACAGCUGAAACACGUUCAAUGUGUAUUUUUCAUUGGUAUCUCUAUUCCGAGUGGACUGGAGUUAUCUUGUGGUAGUGGAUCUUCCAGCAGAUAUAAACUCAGCCAGCCUUUAUAGAUUGAAUAUGGAUUUGUGUGUCCAAAUUUAACACAGGGUUCAGGUGGAAAAACUUGUGGUAAAAGCUCCAAGCGAGAUUUCUUUAGAAUAUUACUUAGAAAAGGCUAAUUGAUUACUAUAGCACAAUGCAUACCUCCAUGGUGUUUGCUCUCACUGUUAUUUGGUUUAGCCUGCAGUUUAAGGAGGUACUUCUACUAGUGCCUUAAAAGGUUCGUACUUUGCUUUCUCUGUCUGGUAGAUUUUCAGGUUCAAUAUUACUUUCUUAUACAUUAUUUUGUCCAGAAACAAAGUUUUUAUAGAAAAUUAAUUAUUUGAUAAAUUUAUUUCAUUGAUAGCUUUAAGCAAACUUUUAAAAAAUAAACAAGACUGAACUAGGCUAUGUUCCAAUUGGUAAUAGAACCUUAACCAUGCAGCUUUGUGUGCAGCAGCAGUGGAGAUUUACAUAGCCAAAAAACUAGGCAGGAGCUUUUCUUCUCUGCAACAGAAUUGCAACAACAGGAAAUGAGAUUUCUUCUUUAUUCUUUUAAAUCUACUGUUUUCCCUAAUGACUAAAAUGAGGAUGGAUAAUAAUUGAGAAUCUCUUCCUGUUGGCUCCUUCCCCCCACCUCUCAGCCAAAUGCCAAAGGCCCAGGUUGCUUACAUCUUUUAUACCAUGUUGACACUUUAGCUAAUUGGAUUAUGGACAUAAUUUCAUUGUAGCUCCUCUGGAGCUUUUGCCUUGGUCUGGGAGCUGUCUUUCUCACAUGCUUUUCUGAGCUGGAGCAUAUAAGAUGUAUCUGUUGACUUUUCUUGUUUCAUACUGAGAAUAGGUUGCUAGUAGAGAUGGUCUGUGCUAUGCCUUUCUGUACCAGUAUCUCUGAAGCCGUUUGGUACCCAGGCAAAAAAGGCCUGGUUCUCAAGUCAGAGGACUUGGAUUCAGAUCCUACCUCUCACGCUUCUUAUAUAACUCUGAACAAAUCACUUAAACUCUCUGGGCCCUAGUUCUCUCUCUGUCUCUGUCUGCCUCCUCCUGUUCUCUUUCCCCUCUUUUCUCUCUGUCUCUGUCUAUCCAUUUAUCCAUCCACCCACCCAUCCAUCCAUCUAUCUGUCUAUCUGCCUAUCCAAGUCCAAAGUCCCUUCUAGUGCUAGAAGGCAUUACAUGGGAUAGUUGGAGCAUUCUUACAUUGAGUUGAAGCUGUUAAUGAAAACUUCUGUAGCUUCUUUUGAGUCAUUACCAAGCACACAAGGAACAGUGAAUUUUUUUUAACUGGUUCUCAUUCAGAAGGUUAAUCUCUAACUUCAGGAGCCACAUUUUAUGUCUUCCUUUUGUAUCACCUUUCAAAUGAAAGACUUUGCUUCCUGUCUCUAGAGCUGCUCAUCUUCAGAGAAUUGUCAUGAGCCAGACUCCCAACCAAAGGAUGACAGGUUGGGACAAUAUUCUUUUAUUGAGGAGCAGUUUUCCUUCCUAGUUUUCAUCUCUGAAGGUUCCCAGGCCUAUAAUUUUACUUGGAAAAUAGUCAGUUCCAUAGUAUGAUGUAGUUGUCCUGUUUUCAGUACAUAAUGAUACUCUUGCUAGCUUGAGUAUUUUUCAGACCACGAUUCUCUGACUUCUCUGGAAUGUCUCCUCAGUUAAGUUGUCAGGCAUGACUUAGGCAAUGACAUGUAUCCAAAAGACCUCAGGGGUAGGAUGAGGCACAGGGUCACAGCCUACUUGAGCCCCCUACAAGGGAGAGUUCAGGAAUUAAAUUUUUCCAGAGAACAUUUGGCCUUCUUUACAUUUGUUGCCAGCCCAUUGAGUUUUUUCCCCUAAAUUUUAUUUUAAAAAGUAAAAAAGUUAUGAUUAACAUUGGAUGACUCUAAAAUGCCAAAGGAAUUUGUAUGUGAAUUCUUGAAAUAAGUUUAUAAAUUUGUUCAAUGACUUUCUGCAUUUUUCACUUAUAUACUUUUUUUUAACCCUUACCUUCCUUCUUAGAAUUGAUAUCCCAUCUCUAGGCCUUUUUCUCAAUCCACUGAGCUACCCAGCUGCCCCCGCCCCGUAUGUGAAUUUUAAAAAGGUUUGUUGUCCUUUUUUUUUUUUAAUUUGCCCAGAGUUCAUGUGAAUGUACUUAAAUUUCUACUUUUCCCACUUUGUAAUAAGUCAUCAUUUUUUGUGCCCUUCUUGCAUGUUUAAAAAGGACAAAAACUCUUAGCUUCUGUUUUUGAAUCAAUACUAUUUAUUGAUUCCAAGGCAGAAGAACAGUAAAGGCUAGGUAAUUAGGAUUAAAUGACUAUCUAGGGUCUAGAAUGUACAUAUAUGAGGUCAUAUUUGAACCCAGGACCUCACAUCUCCAGACCUGUAUCCUUGUCCACUGAACCACUUAUCUGCUUCUCUUCUUGCAUUUUUUAAAUUUUUAUUUAGUCAAUUUAGAACAUUCCUUGGUUACAAGGAUCAUAUUCUAUCCCUCCCUCCCCUAACCCCACCCUUUCCUGUAGCUGACCCGAAAUUCCACUGGGUUUUACAUGUGUCCUUGAUCAGAACCUAUUUCCAUGUUGCUGAUGUUUGCACUGGGAUGUUCAUUUAGUGUCUACAUGCCCAAUCAUAUCCCCCUCGACCCGUGUGAUCAAGCAGUUGUUUUUCUUCAGUGUUUCUACUCCCACAGUUCUUCCUCAGAAUGUGGAUAGUGUUCUUUCUCAUAGAUCCCUCCGGGUUGUUCAGCAUCACUGUAUUGCCACUAAUGGAGACGUCCAUUACGUUCGAUUAUACCACAGUGUAUUAGUCUCUGUGUACAAUGUUCUCCUGGCUCUGCUCCUUUCACUCUGUAUCACUUCCUGGAGGUUGUUCCAGUUCACAUGGAAUUCCUCCACUUUAUUAUUCCUUUGAGCACAAUAGUAUUCCAUCACCAACAUAUACCACAAUUUGUUCAGCCAUUCCCCAAUUGAAGGGCAUCCCCUCGUUUUCCAGUUUUUGGCCACCACAAAGAGCACAGCUAUGAAUAUUCUUGUACAAGUCUUUUUCCUUAUUAUCUCUUUGGGGUACAAACCCAGCAGUGCUAUGGCUGGAUCAAAGGGCAGACAGUCUUUUAGCACCCUUUGGGCAUAGUUCCAAAUUGCCCUCCAGAAUGGUUGGAUCAAUUCACAACUCCACCAGCACUUUGCCACAUCCCCUCCAGCAUUCAUUACUUUCCUUUGCUGUCAUGUUAGCCAAUCUGUCAGGUGUGAGGUGAUACCUCAGAUUCUUGCAUGUUUUUUUGGAACAACAGUAUUGUUACAUAGAGAUAGAUUCAUUUAGUUUCACCCCAAUAAUUGCUAGUGACGGGUUAUUUUGGGGGUAGGGUGGGGGUUGGCCAAACUAUUUAACGUGAAUUGGCCACAGACUGCUUCUGAUUCUAAUCCUUAUACACAAUAGAUAUUUAAUAAAUGUUUUUUGAAGAUAUUGGCAAAGUCCUACAUUUUAAUUUUCAUAUAAUUUUUAUUUCAAAUGGGGAUCCCCUCCCCCAUAAUCCUAAAAGAAACAAACUACCAAACUUUUAUCUAGGCAGCCGUUCUACUAUAUUUAUGUCCUCUAGUGGUGAUGAAAUCAUGAACAUUUACUAAACUGAAGUAGCCUUUUUUUUUUAAACCCUUACCUUCCGUCUUGGAGUCAAUACUGUGUAUUGGCUCCAAGGCAGAAGAGUGGUAAGGGCUAGGCAAUGGGGGUCAAGUGACUUGCCCAGGGUCACACAGCUAGGAAGUGUCUGAGGCCAGAUUUGAACCUAGGACCUCCUGUCUCUAGGCCUGGUUCUCAAUCCACUGAGCUACCCAGCUGCCCCAUGAAGUAGCCUUUUUUAAAAAAAGUGAAUAUUUGGAAUGAGUUUAUAACAGAGUGACUAACUCUAGUUCCUUCUCUUUAGAGUUGUGGCUUAAAAAUUUUUUUUUUAAUUGGGGUGUUUCCCUACAGUGUAGAUUUGUGUAUGUGUGUGUAUGAUUGAGUGUGUGUUUGUGUGGAGAGGUGGAUUAGAUCACUAUUGCUACUAGAAUUAGUUUAAUUCUUUAGCAAUGCUCCAAAGUAUUGACACUGAUCAUUUACUAGGUUUGACUGAAAAACAGCUUAUGUUGAGGUGGUUUUACUUAUGGGUAUCUUUGACUAGAUCAUAAAAUGCCAAGAGAAAAAGAGCAAAGUCUCCCUUUAUGCUGAGUCUUGUGUAGAAAGAAUGGAAUUAUUUUCUGAAGAUUCAGUCCAGUCUAAUUAUCAUUGUCAAGGGAAAUAAUGUCACUGUUUAUGUAAAAACAUGUCCUUUUGUUCUUGAUUUUUCUUCCCAGUUUAUAUAAGGAAAAAGAAUUUCAGUUUCUAUUUGUAUUUAAAAGGAUAUCCAUCUUUGUCAGUCUUGUGGUCAGAGUGGUUAGUAAAAGAUUUAGAGUUGUAGUCUCCAUUGCAGUGUUCUGCUAAUAAAUUAUUAUUUUGAGGUCUCAA
Molecule: messenger RNA, 7588 nt
Organism: Monodelphis domestica (gray short-tailed opossum)
Lineage: Eukaryota; Metazoa; Chordata; Mammalia; Didelphimorphia; Didelphidae
Gene: CDADC1
Product: cytidine and dCMP deaminase domain containing 1
Cellular component (GO): cytoplasm
Molecular function (GO): zinc ion binding; dCMP deaminase activity
Source: RefSeq, a predicted model, not a curated record